Molecule: messenger RNA, 1437 nt
Organism: Cryptococcus amylolentus CBS 6039
Lineage: Eukaryota; Fungi; Basidiomycota; Tremellomycetes; Tremellales; Cryptococcaceae
Exons: 2
Coding region: 1-1437 (478 amino acids)
Source: RefSeq, a predicted model, not a curated record
AUGUCGCCAUCACCCGGGCGUCCCCUCGCCCUGCGAGAACGACUCAGUCUCGCUCGGACAAACGCUGGCUACCCAGCUAUUAUCACUAUGGCGGUUGUAUACCCAUCAUCCUCCUCUGCGCCUUCAGAUGUCUUUCUUGCCCGCCGGAUCGCCGAGAUUCAAACACAUUUCCCUCAGCUCUAUGCCCGAGUCGCAGCAGCGCACACGACGGAUCCUGUACAGAUUCUGCGGGACAGGCCUUGGAAGAGCUCAGAGGUACUCCGAAAAGGGGUCUAUCUCCCUCAACAGACCAAAGACAAAGAGUUUGCUGCGGUACUGCAUCUCGACGGGCAAAGGAUGAUGCAAGAGGACUUUGACAAUGCUCCGCUUUGGCAGAUCACUGUCUAUGCGAGCACCUCUCAGUCCAGAGUAUAUGUGGCACUCUCCGUUGAGCACGUCAUGAUAGAUGGGCGUGGCAUGGCCAAUCUCUUUCAAGCUCUUCUCGCCGAAGACAUCUCCCACCUGCCCCAGGAGACGCUGGAAGCAACUCCGCGGGCUGAGGAUACAAUCAACAUGAGACCGUCUUUGGCAUUUGCUGUCCCUCUCAUUUGGUACCACAUCGUUCUCCCCCGCCUUCCCAGCUUUCUCCAGACUUACUUUGCCCCUGCAAAACCAUGGCCAGCAGAACAGAUCGACAUAUCGCCCCUGGCUUCUCCCUCGGCACUUUCUCUCUUUAGCCUAUCCUCGGGCGACGUUUCCCAGCUCAAAGCACUCGCCAGGCUGCAUAAAGUGCCGGCUUUGAAUGCCGUUCUGCUUGCUAUGUACGGCCUGGCGGUAUGGUCAAAGUACGGCUACACUCUGCGCCCCUUUCGGCUGGUCGCCAUCUCUGCCCGAUCCGAACGAGACGCGUCCCUCGGCCAUGCCUACGCCCUCUCCAACUAUGUCAGCUCGCACCAAAUUGAUGUUUGCAUCCAGUCCGGAGACGACUUUUGGACUAUUGCCAGGAAGGUGUCGUAUGACACGAGCAAUCCUCGGGCAAUAUCGCAUGCCAGGAUGAGGAUGGGCAUGAUCGCCCAGAUUCCUGAUGGCAUUUACAUCUCGCCCAACGGUGAGCCCGACCCCUGCCGACCGACACUCUUUGAAGAUUUCCUUCUGAAUAACGCGAGCCUUCCCACACCUUUCACCAAUGGUUUCGCUCUCUCCAAUUUGGGCUUGUUGCCGCUUCCUGAAGGCGCAGAGGAUUUAGCUUGGGCACAGGUAGCAAACGGGCUGGGAGGAGAGGUCUUUACAGUGGCUGUUGUGGGGCAUCAGGAUGGUGUCAGGCUCAGUACAAGUUUCAAGGAUGGUUCGGCUGUGAGGAGAAGUGAGGUGGAAGAUGUGGAACAGAUCUUUGGGAUCAUCUUGGGAAGGUUGUUGGAUGGGAUGGACACGGUGGACGAAUUGAUACGUAGGAGAUAA